UAUCACAAUCCUAAGGAUAAACAUCAUUAUGGAAACUGAGCUGUUUGCAGCUGUAACAGCUGGUGAGCUGGAGAAGGUUAAAGAGCUGCUGAAGAAAGAGACAAAAGAAACUAUUGAUCAGGUUGAUUUUUAUGGUUACACUGCACUCCAUGCUGCAGCAGAAAAUAAUAGAUGUGAACUGAUCCCUUUAAUACUAGCUGCAGGAGCUGAUAUAAACCGAGCAACCUAUGAUGCUUCUUUUACACCUCUUCAUCAUGCUCUAGCUAAUGGACACUUUGAAUGUGCCAGGAUUUUAAUUGACAAGGGUGCAGACUUGAAUAUACUAAAUGAGGCUGGUGUCUUUGGAUCAAGUAUUCAUUAUGCUAUCUUAAAGGACAAUGAGGAGUUUGUGAAGUUAUUAAUCAGUAAAGGAGCAGAUGUAAAUCUAUGUUCAGGACAAGGAUUUUCUCCACUGUACCAGGCUAGCAUGGGAAAUCAACCAAACAUAGUGAAGCUUCUUCUAGCAGCUGGAGCAGAUGUAAAUGUGCCAGAUGAAGAUGAUCUUACACCUCUUCAUGUUGCUGCCAGGGAUGGUGCAGGAGAGGUAGCACUUCUUCUAGUCAAGGCUGGAGCUAACCUAACAGCUAAAAAUAAUGAAGGGAAAACUCCAAGUGAAUUGGCAGAUUUUGUGAAUGAGUCUGAAAUGAAGGAAUUUCUGUUAAAAUGUGCAGCAGGGACUAUACCAGACACAGCACCAGCAGCUAGGGUGCGAGCUGCUCCCGUUAUGCGUGAAAUUAUUGUUCCUGAGGGCUGGGGACCUGGCUAAUAUUGUCUAGAGUAUACAGAAUAUAUACAAUCUAACCAAGAACUUCAGAAACAUCGAGAGAAUUUAUAAAAUAUCGUCUUGACAAUUUUUAAUGGGAAUUAUACUAAAAUACCUAAAUUUCAGUAAUUGUAUAAAAUAAAUAAAAAGUCAAAGAAAUGCGUGAACAAUUUUAAAGAGCUUCAUUUAAAUAUUUACUUAAACUAGAUAUCUGAAGCUACCAAUAUCAGUAGGUUAAGAAAACGACAUUUUAACUAUUCUUUUGAUGUCUAAACAGUUCUAGGUUAUACUUUAUAUACUCUGUAUGUAAUCUGUAAUCUGGAAUUUGGAAUCUGUAAUCUGAAAUCUGUAAUCUGUAAUCAGCAAUAUCAAAUCUUUUAGAGUUUUAAAUAAAUUACCCUAACUUGUGAA
This is a messenger RNA of Eurytemora carolleeae, 1213 nucleotides long. Its product is annotated as putative ankyrin repeat protein RF_0381. Gene Ontology annotation, molecular function: protein binding. The transcript is spliced from 10 exons. Bases 29 to 805 code for a protein of 258 amino acids. NCBI's taxonomy places the organism in Eukaryota, Metazoa, Arthropoda, Copepoda, Calanoida, Temoridae. The record is from RefSeq and is a predicted model, not a curated record.